CUUCAGGAGAAACGGCGGUCUCGCUGACUAACCUGCACGCAGAAAAAGGUCGCGUCCGCGCGUUCCCGCUCUCCUUGAAACCGGCUCCGUUCCCGGGAAACCACGUUCUUUCUGCCGCAGGCCUGUUAUUUUCCACUUCGCGGGGGAUUAAAAAAAAAGUUCGGGAAAGCAAUAGGAUAAGCAAUUGAUAGAUUAAUAUUCAUGAGGCCGGUGAUGUCAUGAGAAGCGGAGCUGUGGCCUCCCGAAAGCGCCAUUUCCUGGAGGAGAAGCAAGAGCCGAAGCAAGACUUGCAGAAGGAAGCCGCGGCGGCCGACGGAGGGAGCUCCGCGUCGGGCCAAGCUCAACUCUGCGGGCUCGCCGGCCCGAUGAACUCUGUGCACUGCGGGAGGGAAGCCAGUAGGGGGGGACCUUCCCGAUUUGGUGAUCACAAGCUCAGGGAAAGGCAGCAGAGCCGCCGGCCGAGCCCGCGCCGGUGUGGUGCCUGGUGCUGCCAUCUCCGGCCGCUUCUUUUCCUGGCUUGUCCUGCGCGAUCGCGUGGGCGCCGAGCUCCUCUUCGCGCCCAGAUCCAAGGGGCGCGGGCCGCCAGCUUUUCUUCCGAGGAAGGGGCGUCGUUGGUUUUCCUCCCCCUUUUUUCCCUCCCUGAUUGCUUUGCCACCCGCCCAUCCUCCCCUUUUUCCUUUUCCUCCUCUUGCUUUCCUCCCCCUGUUUAAAUUUUGGGACCGAGACGAGGCAACCGCUUUGGAGGUCGCUAGGAAGAUGGUGAUAAAGAUGAUGAGGUGGAAGAGAUGGAGAUGAAGCAGACUAUGCCGACGCGGGGAGUCCUGUUGCUGUUAACGGCACUAUGGGCUCUGUUUUCGCGGGACUUCAGGGCUGUAACAGGAUGGGUGGGAGGUUACUUUCUUCCAGAAGCAAAAGGUAUUGGAAUGCCAAUCAAACUGACCGUGUCCCAGGGGCAGCCAGUGAAGUUGAACUGCAGUCUGGAGGGAAUGGAAGAACCAGAGAUGCUGUGGAUCAAGGAUGGAGCUGUGGUGCAGGGUAUAGACCAGGUGUACAUUCCAGUAAAUGAAGAACACUGGAUAGGUUUCCUCAGCUUGAAGUCUGUAGAUCGGACAGAUUCUGGAAAAUACUGGUGCCAAGUGGAGACCAAUGGGAAGAAAGAGGAAUCACUGCAAGUGUGGCUUAUUGUGGAAGGUGUUCCCUACUUCACUGUUGAGCCAGAAGAUCUGUCUGUUAUCCCUGAUACACCUUUCCAUAUGGCAUGUGCUGCAGUAGGCCCACCUGAGCCAGUGACAAUUGUCUGGUGGAUGGGUGAUUCCAGACUUGGACAUCCAGACAUCUCUCCCUCCACUUUAAAUGUGUCAGGCAUUAAUGAAAGCACAGUUUUCUCCUGUGAAGCUCACAAUAUAAAGGGAUUGUCUUCAUCUCGGACGGCCACUGUACAGAUUAAAGCGAUCCCUUUUCCACCUCUCAAUGUGACAGUAACUAAGAUCACCAGCAACAAUGCUAGUAUCACUUGGCAACCAGGAUUUGAUGGCCUUUCCCCCCUACAUUCUUGUACAGUACAGCAGGUGGCUGAGCUGCAAGAAGAGGAUGAGGUGGUCACUGAAGUUUUCUCUGUCCCUCCCUUUACAAGGGCUUUACCAGGUUUGAAGCAUGCCACCAAUUACAGUGUCCAAAUCCAGUGCACUAACGAGAUGGGCAGCUCUCCUUUUACAGAUUGGGUCUAUUUUCAGACCUUGGGAUUAGCUCCAAACUGUACUCCACAAAAUGUACAUAUUAUCCAGAGAGAUUCUUGCCUGAUUUUGGAAUGGGAAGCGGUAGCUCCCGAAAUGUAUGGGGAGAAUGCCUUAGGAUACAGGUUGGAGUGGAGCCAAGAUAACGUAACUCAGGGGGAAAUGGUUGUGAAGGAAGCAAGAGCCAACCUUUCUAUGUGGAAUCCCUUGAAAGACCUUAUAAUCAAGGUCUGUAUACUCAGUUCAGCUGGUUGUGGACCUUGGAGUGAGCCCUUGCUGCUUACAUCCCAAGAUUUAAUAGGGGGGCAAAGGCAGCCUCUUUAUGGAACAUCCUGGGUUCCUGUGGUUUUAGGAAUUCUGACUGCACUGGUUACAGCAGUUGCCUUGGCUCUAAUCCUUCUACGGAAAAGAAGAAAAGAAACUCGAUUUGGUCAAGCCUUUGGCAGUGUGGUUGGAGGUGAUCCUGUAGUCCAUUUUAGAGCAGUGCGAUCAUUCAACCGAGAAGUCCCACAGCUUAUUGAAGUAACAUUGGACAGUAUAGGAAUCAGUGAUGAACUAAAGACCAAACUGAAAGAUGUCCUAAUCCAGGAGCAACAGUUUACUCUGGGAAGAAUGCUAGGCAAGGGGGAAUUUGGAUCUGUCAGGGAGGGUCAGUUGAAAAUGCCUGAUGGCUCUCUCCAGAAAGUUGCAGUGAAGAUGCUAAAAGCUGACAUCUUCACUUCCAAUGACAUAGAGGACUUCCUGAAAGAAGCUGCCUGCAUGAAGGAGUUUGACCAUCCACAUAUUACUAAAUUAAUAGGGGUCAGCUUGCGUAAUCGGCCUAAAGGUCGUCUUCCAAUCCCAAUGGUUGUCCUGCCCUUCAUGAAGCAUGGAGACCUUCACUCUUUUUUACUGAUGUCCAGGAUUGGAGAAAACCCCUUUAGAUUGCCACUUCAGACUCUCUUAAAGUUUAUGAUUCAUAUUGCUAGUGGCAUGGAAUACCUGAGCAACAAAAACUUUAUACAUAGGGAUCUAGCAGCUCGGAACUGCAUGCUGGAUGAAAACAUGAAUGUCUGUGUUGCUGAUUUUGGGCUUUCAAAGAAAAUCUAUAGUGGAGAUUAUUACCGUCAGGGCUGUGCCUCGAAGCUGCCAGUGAAGUGGCUUGCAUUGGAAAGCCUGGCAGACAAUCUCUACACAACUCAUAGUGAUGUGUGGGCAUUUGGUGUGACUAUGUGGGAAAUUGUGACCCGAGGGCAAACUCCUUAUGCAGGCAUUGAAAAUGCAGAAAUUUACAACUACCUCAUCAGUGGAAACAGACUGAAGCAGCCCCCGGAGUGCCUAGAAGAUGUCUACGAUCUCAUGUGCAGAUGCUGGCAUUCGGAACCCAAGCUACGCCCAAGCUUCGGAGCUCUGAAACUGCAGCUUGAACUGAUUUUGGCAAGACUGUCAUUGCUCACCCACAGUCAGGACCCUCUUUAUGUCAAUGUUGGGAGAUUCCAGGAAGCUUGCAGGAAUGAAGCCACCAUGAAUUGUCCUUUUGGAACCUUGAGUGGGGAAACAGGCAUUGCAGGAGCAACUGCUGCUGUGACUAGUGACUACCGUUACAUCAUGAGCCCGUUGUGCCUUGGGAAUGAUGCAGAAAGUGAAAGACACCAGGAUGCAUCUGAUGGAGAGGCUCAGAGCCUCCUUUAUGAUUUGGAGAUGGGAGCAAAACUGUGUUAGCCCAAACAGAAAAGUGUGAGACUUUUCUUUCCCUCCAGUAAGAUGUGUGUAUCUGUAUCAUCAUGUGGUACCACUAACAGAGACAGUUGAAAGCUGCUUUUAACCGACAGACAUUGGGAUAAGGUCAACUGCGUCUGUUGCUUCUGACAGCUGUUUCGGGGCUGACAUGUCAAAUUGAUAGAAUCACCUCCUGGCCUUCCAAGAGAAACCCUGCAAGGGUCAAUGAAAUGCAGUCCCCCCCCCCCCCAGUUGUGGAAAGCCUGCUGGGUCACAGUAUUCUCCCUGAGAAUUGGGGUCAAGUAGAGUGAUACUUUGCAUA
Messenger RNA from Candoia aspera, 3753 nucleotides. RefSeq names its product TYRO3 protein tyrosine kinase (gene TYRO3). Bases 786 to 3434 code for a protein of 882 amino acids. The record is from RefSeq and is a predicted model, not a curated record. Gene Ontology annotation, cellular component: signaling receptor complex; plasma membrane. NCBI's taxonomy places the organism in Eukaryota, Metazoa, Chordata, Lepidosauria, Squamata, Candoiidae. Gene Ontology annotation, biological process: cell migration; positive regulation of kinase activity; multicellular organism development. The transcript is spliced from 19 exons. Gene Ontology annotation, molecular function: transmembrane receptor protein tyrosine kinase activity; ATP binding; protein binding.